GAGGCAGGAAGAGGAGCUCGCUCGCCGUAUCGCCGCCGCUGACCCUUUUUUUUUUUGAUAACUCGCUGACCGUUUAUUUGGUCGAGAGGAAAACUACUAUGGGCCGCUCCUGAUUUCUGUGGCUGCUACGGGCUGAAUUUGGAGAGGAAGUGAUCCAGGCUCUGGGCCCAAUUUUAGUGGGAAGGGAGGCCCUAGAAAGCAGAAUUAGUUUUUCUAGAAAAGAAAAGGAACCGCAUCAUCAACAUUGAAAUCAUACGUCACUCCUCGGAUUUUGCUUUCUGUAAAUUUAGCCAUGAAUUUAGGAGCUCGAACUUCGAAGCUCACAACUUAGCGAAGUAUACUCUAUCUCUCGGGGAUGGCCACCAUGUGUGGUUGGGACACCAUAGAGACCUUCCCUCCGUCCCUGUAAACAUUGUGACGAAUUAAUAAAAGCUUCAUAAGGUUGUCUAAAAAAAGAAUAAUUAGAUUACAUUCAGUCCAAGCUUGCUCAUGAAUAAUGGAAUUUCAACUUUGAAGCUCAUAAUCUCAUCAAGCAUGCGUCUUUGCUAGGUAUAGGUCGGGCUCUACCUUAUAGCCCAAUUAUUUUACCUGUAAACAUUACUAUUACCUAAUAAAGUUUGGUGUCACAAUUCCUGAAAAAUGAAAAACAGAAUUGGAUUACAAUCAGGACCAGAACAUGAGAACCAAUCUGUGAUUGGAUGGUUACUAGAGCAAUGGUACCCCAAUCCCACAAGGGAUCAGACCACAUAUUUUCACGCUUUGGUGUCUCCUAAAGGCAGAAUAUUCGUUUAGUGGGAGGCGACAGGGCGACAUUCCUGUCGAUAGCGAUGCACAUGUGUGAAGUGUCAGCUUAGUCUUUCGAAUGUGUUCAUAGGGGUAGAGUGUACGUGGAUUUUAUAGGGAUGAGUGUAUAUGCAUGUUUUGUGACGUCUGUGUCUAUAAGAGACAUCGGAGGGAACUAGACAACUACGUGGCCGGAUGCUACAUGGUUUAAAAAGUGUUCAUGAAAUUUAAAAUGCAUUCAUCGAAUUUUUAAAAGGGUGAACACUUCUAGCGAAGCGCAGCGAUGGCGACCGGUGAGCGAAUCUAAGUGUGGCGGGGGGUACAUGGUGUCGACGGGAUGGUGGCGGAGGCUACGGGUCCACACUAAAGUCAACGCCGACAUGGAUGAGGGCGAGCGAGGGAGCAAGGCUGUCGGGGGGGGGUGAGGCAAUCUUUUGCUGAGAAGUUGCUUCGGACUUCUAAAUUUGAGGCACAUCCGAAGUGACUCCUAAAUUAUUGAGGAGAAAAACCGGUUGACGGUUCGGUUAGGUGCGGCCUAACUCCUUAAAAUGAUCUUUUGAAAAGUUAAGCCUCUUCAAGCUUCGGGAGGUUAGAGAUAAGGACCAGCGACUCGCUAGAGAUCGCCACAUAAGGUGAACUCCUCUCUCUAAAAUUGUUUCCAUUCCUCUUCGUUAAACAAGGCCAAAAAAUAAACAUUUUUAGUGGUAACCAAAAAAAUAACCGAGGUGGCCAUACUCAUAAAAAGGGUCGAGGCUUCUAAUUGUUCAUUUGGUCAUUUCCAAAGGUGGCCAAAUGUAUCUAUCCUGGCGUGCUGGCCCCAUAGCAUGUGCCCAACCCAUGGUGGGGCUGACCGGACACAUUUAUAACCGGGUUGUGCCUGGACCGCGAGGAUGGGCAUGUGUGCUACACACCCUGUUUUUUUUCUAGAUUUUUUUUCAAACAUUAGCGCCCCCCCCCCAAAAAAAAAAAGUGCAGCACAAGUGUUGGCCCGACACAUCCCGUGUAUUAAGAGUGUCUGGGUGGGCGAUGCCGAGUGACAGCUAUUUUGUCGCGGGUACUUAUUUUUAAUAGGAAUUGUGCUCUUUAUCCUGUCACUAAUGUUUAUAAUAUGCCUAUCACUAUUAGUGACCAUGCUCCCAUUCUUGUCUCUACAGAAGGCAAGUUUAAAAAGCCUUUGCAAAAUUUUAAAUUUGAGAAUUGGUGGCUUAUGAAAGAAGAUUUUCAACCUUGUGCAAAAUCUGCUUGGCAAAGCACUGCUCAUAGGCCUUUUUAUGCAAGGACUAACCACCUUGCAGGAACAUUGAAGGAAUGGUGUAGAAAGAAAAAACCAAUUAACCAGGAACUCAAUCUAUUGGAGGAGCAAAUAAAAAAUAUACAAAUGAAGCCGAUGCAGGAACAAAAUCAUAAGCUUGAAGCAUCUCUCAUGAACAGGUAUGAAGAAAAUCUAACAAAGUUGACAGAAUUUUACAGCCAAAGGGCAAAAAAACAUUGGGCAACUAAAGGAGACAGGAACACAAGUUACUUUCAUAAUGCUGUCAUCAAGCGCAGAAGAAAGAAUCAGAUUGUUUCAAUUACAGAUACUAAUAAUGUGACUCAUUUUAAUCCUGAAAAAAUUGCUCAUGUAUUUGUGGACUAUUUCAAACAAAAUUUCCAGACUAAUAAUGCAGAUCAUGGAAGGCCAUACCUACGAACUCAACCAGAUGCUCAUCAGCAAGAUCCUACUACUAGUAUUCCCGACAAGCAGGAGAUUUGGCAGAUACUAAAUGAGAUGAGAAGAAAUGCUUCACCAGGCCCAGAUGGACUAAAUGUAGCCUUCUAUAUAGCAGCAUGGGAAUGGAUUGGAGAUGAUGUAACUGAUUUGGUGAUGCAACAGGAAGGAGAGCCGCAGCCAAGGGUCAUUGCAGACAAUACAAAAGCCCUUUUAAAGCAGAUAUGGAAGGCCAAAGACAUUGCACCGAGGGUUCAAACAUUUGCAUGGAGGCUAAUUAGAAAAGCGCUUCCAACAGGUAAAAGAGCAGGUAAAUAUUCGAAGCAUAUAGAUAAAGAAUGCUCAAGAUGCAGUGCUGAAGAAGAUGAACAACAUAUCUUUUUUACUUGUCCUUAUGCUAGAGCAGCUUGGUUUGCAAAACCAUGGUACAUUAGAAUGGACAACUUUAUUAGUAAUUCCACUUCAAUCAUCACCAUUAUUUUAAAUCUGCUCAGUUCAGACCAUCCUCAUGCAAGUUUAACCAAUAUUUUCACAUUCAUGUGGUGUCUAUGGAAAGUUAGAAAUGAGAAGCUUUUCUAAAGGAAAGAAGGCUCCCCUGUACAGGUCUCUUUUGCAGCACAAGCAAUUACAAACUCUUUUAAAUUAGAAACAGAUCAUAAUAAUCUAUGCAAGAAUAAGAUACCUAUGCAGGACAAAAGGGAGGAACUAAGGCAGGGAAACACAAUUGAUGCAUCCAAGCUUUCUACACAAAACACAUUCUUCACAGAUGCAGCAUGGAAUCUACAGGGGAGCCAAAA
Triticum aestivum (bread wheat) is the source of this 3288-nucleotide messenger RNA. RefSeq lists its product as uncharacterized. Lineage: Eukaryota; Viridiplantae; Streptophyta; Magnoliopsida; Poales; Poaceae. The coding region runs from base 1892 to 3070 and encodes 392 amino acids. The transcript is spliced from 2 exons. The record is from RefSeq and is a predicted model, not a curated record.